Chilo suppressalis (striped riceborer) is the source of this 724-nucleotide messenger RNA. The record is from the annotation of a GenBank genome assembly. NCBI's taxonomy places the organism in Eukaryota, Metazoa, Arthropoda, Insecta, Lepidoptera, Crambidae.
AUGAAGAAGUUCACGUUCAAGGGGGUGCUGGACGGGUUCCGCAGCUCGGUGCAGGCGGCGCCGCGCGGCGUGGAGCAGGAGAUCCAGGAGACGCUGCGCCCUGACCACUUCCAGAUUAAAAAGGUAGGUUGUUGUUUUAUCGCGCGCGGCGAGGCCUCGCGCUCCGCAGAUAAUGGUGCCGAGAGGGGAGCGAGCGCGGCCCGCUACGCUCGACUGGAAUGCCGUAUUUAUAAAGCGGCGGCUGGCCGCGUGUGUACGCUCCGCAGCGUCGGCACCACGCACCAAAACAAUCCCCACCGCGCGAUACUGCAAUACCGCUGCCAAAAAUAUAUUGGCCGCGUUAUUGAGGCUUUCGCCGAGGCGAUAACGCGCCGUCUGAGCCUACGUCAGUGCUUAACCUUGACCAUCUAAUCUGAGGCGUGUACUUUAAUGUUAUACGCACGAAUACCGCACGAUCUGUUUAUCCGCCUGCCUCCAUUACUUUGUAGUGAGUGAGUGAGGCACAAUUAGACAAUUAACUGAAUCGGUGGGUGCCUCUGGCUAGCCUUCACAUGGCAGUGGAUAAAAUAUCGUGCACCUGUGUAGGUGGCAGAAUGCCGAUCAUAUUGGACUGUUAUCAGAUAAGAUAAAGGGUGCACUUAAUAAUGCCCACCAAUUUUUUGUGGAGAACUUUUUGAUAGAAUAUUUCGUAUGAAAACAUUGAUGUAAUGAAAUUUAAUAACAA